ACGGUCUCACCUGCUCCAUUCUGGUGGUGAAGAUCAAGGCCUCCAAAGUUGAGCUUUCAUUCUCCAGGGUAGUGGCAUCUUCUGACUACAGAGGCCUCAAGCCUCUUUCUGUCCUCUGUGUGUGUGUGUGUGUGUGUGUGGUGGUGGGGAGACUGGGGUGUGGUACUCACAGAUUUAGAUCCCCAUGGUUUAAAGGCACAGACCUACCCAAAUUUUAAUCUUCAAGUUUUAGAAUGGUAAAUCUGGAUCUCCUUAGGUUACAAACGCAGAAACUGAGACCCAGGCAAGGGCAGCCCCUCCUCUAGGGUCACACUGGUUAAAUGGGCCUGGAGCCCCAGUAUCCAGAUUCUAUAUCACUGUUCUGCCCUCAAGUCCUCAAAGAAUGAUAGGAGUCAUGACUUAAACACCUAUUAAGUGCAGGACUCUGUGGUGAAUGUUGGAGAUGCAGACAAGUGCCCUCAAGCGCUUUCGGUCACACAAGUAAAAAUAUACACUACAGUAGACAUGCAGAUGCUGGAAGAUGAUAAAUUUACCUCAAAACUGUAAAACUUUAUAAGGUGCUCCCCUCUCCUCAGGGGGGGCUGUACUUGCAGAAGCACCUGAGGCCCAGCAGUAGAUCUAUGGGGAAGUGAGGGGAAACAGGGCUGCCAGUGGCCACACCCCAAAUAUCCCUCCCAGAAACAUCCAAUGGCGGUUGCCGGGAAAUUGGGUCUCUGCUGUCCACUAACGGAGGAAAUGUAGCCUCUGGCGCCGCCUGCUGGGGCCCCACCAACCUGACUCCCCUAAAGAAAAGAAGACCUGAAGGACCUUUCUGCCCCAGACUAUUCCUAUAGAGUCUGGACCCUCGUUUCCUACAGCCUCUGAACUAAACUGCUCCUUCCAAGCACCCCUGGCUGCCCCCGGUUUCCUUUGUUGCCCGGGUUCUGAUUCUAGUACCCUGGGUUCCUGGCCCUGCCAGAGUUCUGGUUCCAGAAGGUCCUUGCUGGGUGCCUCGGGCCUAGCUCCCACCUGGGUGCAAGAAGACAUGGGCAAGAGUGUCCCCCAGGACCUGGGACAGCUGGACAUCCGCAAAAGUGUAGUGGGCCUGGCCAUGGGCGCUGGGGCCAUCUACCUGCUCUACAAGGCCAUCAAGACCGGCAUAAAAUGCCAACCACCCCUCUGCAGCACCUCACCCAUCUGUAUCGCCCGUGAGUGUCCGGGCCCUGGGGAGAGGGCUCUGUCCCAGGAGGCACCUGCUUUCGAGGCCUCCAGUGUGGGAGGGCCCAAAGGCCUGGCAAUCGAGCGAGAGCGGCAUGGGAGGGACUCAGGUGAACUCCGGAGGCUUCUCAACUCUUUGGAGUGCAAACAGGAUGAAUACACCAAGAGCAUGAUCCUGCACAGUAUCACGCGCUGUGUGUACUUGCUGGAGGCUGAGGCCUCCGCUUGUACUACUGAUGACAUCAUGUUGGUGGGCUCCAUGCUGGAUGACAAGGACAACAGUGUUAAAAUCCAAGCUCUGAACGCACUUAAAGCUUUCUCUGGCAUCAGAAAAUUCCGGCUCAAAAUCCAGGAACACUCCAUCAAGGUACUAGAACUGAUAUCCACCAUCUGGGACUCCGAGCUGCACAUUGCAAGCCUCAGACUCCUCAACAACCUUCCACUGCCUGACUUUGCACAUCCACAGCUGCGAAGGGUGAUGCCUGCCUUGAUGGAGAUUCUUCAGUCAAACUAUAUCCUGGCACAGGUGCAAGCCAUACGAUUGCUGAGCUCCCUGGCACAGAAGAAUGAUCUUCUCUAUGAUAUUCUCAACUGCCAGGUACACUCCAACUUCCUGAACCUGUUCCAAGCCACACAACCGGGGAGUCUGCUGUUUGAGGUGCUGCUGUUUGCCGAGCGGCUGAGUGAGGGCCGGAAUACACCCCACUACCGUGCUGUGAAAUGGCAUUACAAUGAAAAGUCUCUGCAUGAAGCUCUCUUUGGGGACGAGUCAAGACUGGCAGACCGGCUGCUUGCCCUGGUCAUCCACCCAGAGGAGGAAGUUCAGAUCCAGGCCUGCAAGGUCAUAGUCAGCCUGCAGUGCCCCCAGGACAUGCAAGUGCGGCCCUCCUUCUGCCAAGCCAGUCAUUCCUACUUUAAUGGGGAAUAAAAUUAAGGAGAACCAAUAAAAAUGAGGAUGGGAGAGAA
Messenger RNA from Pteropus alecto (black flying fox), 2163 nucleotides. RefSeq names its product armadillo repeat containing 12 (gene ARMC12). Bases 1025 to 2125 code for a protein of 366 amino acids. The record is from RefSeq and is a predicted model, not a curated record. The transcript has 6 exons. Lineage: Eukaryota; Metazoa; Chordata; Mammalia; Chiroptera; Pteropodidae. Gene Ontology annotation, cellular component: nucleus.